AUGAAUGAGAAGCAGCAAUUACGAACGAUUGCGAACCAUGUCUUCAAGGCUCUGGAGUCUUUCCGGGAUCUCAAUAUUUCUCUUGCCAAGCUUGUCAGUUCUCCAGAAUCUUCAAAUCCAACAAAUUCCUUUGAUUUCAAGACUCAACUGGAGAAUGAUUUCCUUCGCUUCAAGAUGUGGGCUGGCAAUCAAGCAGCUCACCAGACUGGCCCCUCGUCUCUUGAUCACCGACUUAGAGAGGCCCCUCAUCUGCACGAGCAGGUCAUAUAUCUUCUAAAGGAUAUAUGUGAAUCUCUGCAAGAUGCCAUCUCACUUUCCACAGAGGGCUUUCCUUCUCUGAACCGAGAUGGACUGGGAGGGGAGAAGCAAGAAGAUCAAAACACCGAACCUUCCUCUCACAACCUGGACGAUGAUGAUGACGAUGACAGUGACUUCUCGGACUAUGGCAGCAAUUCCUCGCCAAUCUCUGGUCUGCCAACGUUUUUCACUGAUGUGGGAGAAGCUGUCGAUUGUUUAUUACGUCUUUCAGUUGCCAUCGCAAACCCUGCUCCUCACGAGAGAUUCCGCAAGCUUGGUGCUGGCCUUGAUGAGGACGUCUCCUUCUACGAACCACAUGAUAUCGCUUAUGUUAAAGACAAGUUCCCACAUAUCGAUGACAGUCUAGCCAAGGUUCUCGGAAAGUUCAUCACGCGUAGGCGCCAGUUCUUUAAAUAUCGAAGGGCACACCAUACCAGACUAGCUUCUAACCUCGAGUCUGUGGUGUCUGACGAAAAAACGGAUACAAGCCGUACAGAGAUCGUUCAGAAGACGGUUGCUUCUUCUCUUCCUGAACAUUUCAAGGCCAUGUCGAACUUCGAUCCCAGAGCCAACAUCAUAGAUGAAGACGUUCGAUCCGAUACUGGAAUGUCACAGACAUCUUAUGCUACAUCUGCUGGCUUUCUCAUCGAGAAUCAAGACGAUCAAGCAUGGGAUCGACCGCCUCCGCUAAGGGUACCCCCUAUGCCUAAUGCUGGCGAAGACGGAAUAUUCGAGUGUCCUUUUUGUUAUAGAAUGAUUGCUGCCAAAUCUCGAGCAGCAUGGAAACGCCAUGUUUUUGGGGAUCUUCGGCCAUUUACCUGUCUCUUCUCCCAGUGCACCGAAUCGAAUAUUGACUUUGACCGCCGGCAUAAUUGGCAACUACAUGUUUCCAAGUAUCACUGGAGUUCAUGGCAAUGCCCGUUCAGGUGCGAGGGGUUGUUUCUUUCUGCGACUGAGCUCACCCUCCAUGUCAAAGCUAAGCAUCUUCCAAAUGGGGACGAACAAGAGUUAAGAACUGCUGUCUCGCUAGGCGAAAGCGCAGCUCCGACUGACACCAGCAACCAAUGCCCCGUUUGUGGGAGUACAGUAAGCGGACUCAAGAAGUAUAUCAAGCAUGUUGGAAGACAUCUUGAGCAACUGGCAUUAUUUGCUCUUCCCAGCUUGGAAGAGCAGAAUCCAGUAGAGGAUGCUGCGAGUGACGAGCAGAUUAGUGCCCAAUCUUCACUAGACGUGAGGUCGCAAAGUACUUCGCAGGCUGGUUCAUUAAUUAUAGAAGAGAAAAGUAUGGCUCUUCCAGAAGAAGAAGAAGAAGAAGAAGAAGAUGCUUCCUUAAUAGGAGACAAUACAAGUAUACAGGAAGCAUACUUGGUUCAGGCCAGGGCUGAGAAACGUCCAGCGACGUCGGGUUCUACAAGUGAGGAUUUCAAAGAUAUUGGAAGCUCGGCUGUCAUGCAGAACAUCUCUGUGGCAAAGGAGGAUGAGAUAAGGGUUAUUGAUGACAGGGUUUCCUGGUUUAGGCGGGAAGUAGCUUCUUUCAAGACCUCUAGUAUACAGUUAGUGCUACUGAUUAGAACAGAGGCGAGGCUCGUGAAAGGUGCUCCACCCGAGGGGUCAUCGUGGAAAGGCAUUAUACGGGUUUCGGAACAGAUGGUAAAGGUCGCGAGACGGGAAGUUGAUGAGCUCAAAUCGUUCCCAAAAUCACACGAUUUAAGGGGCCUGAGCCCAGAGGAAGUCACUCAGCUCUUGGAAACGAUAAACGUCGACCGGAUGAAAUUAGAUAAAACGCUAGCAGAGGUUGAGCUCAGCUUUAGCAUCCUCAAAGCUAGAGUGAGUCAGAAAGGGGUAUCACAUGCUGAAGAUACAGGCGAAAUGCCAGCAACGCUGGUAGACCUGGAAGGAAAGAUAUCCGAGUCAUCGGAAAGCUCUGCUUAUGACCAGCCCAUAAUGAACAUGGUGUCUAUGAGACACCAGGCGAUGGCAUUGAGGAAAUCGAUGGCAGCAUUAAUGGAGGCGAGGGCUAAAAGGGGAGAAGAGAACGCGACAAUAGAAGAGGAUACUGUGAGAAGGGAGAAGGAGAUCGCGACGAAACACACUGAAGCGCCUCUAUCGACACAAGAAUAUGAAGCUGAGAUUGGUCCGAAGCAACCAGUUGCUGACGCUCCUCAAAGUUUGAACCUCGAGGACGAUAAAACUAUCGCUCGGGGGGGGGGGGAGAAGAGAAGAGGUAUGCGUGAACUAAUCGAGCAGGCUUUCAUGAUGGUGGAUGUGCUAGGCCCUCAUGUCAUGGAAGGGCACUACGAUCUCAUCGGCCCGGAUGGGGAAAUCAUCUUGCCAUCUAUGUGGGAACAGGUGGUUCAGCCUGACUGGGCUGUCACCAUGACAAUGUGGCCGAUGGAGCAAAAUAUCUCUGGGAAAGCAGAGUAG
This is a messenger RNA of Fusarium sp. VM40, 2721 nucleotides long. Lineage: Eukaryota; Fungi; Ascomycota; Sordariomycetes; Hypocreales; Nectriaceae. The record is from the annotation of a GenBank genome assembly.